AUGGAAGCUUAUUUGGAGGCAAAUGAUUUUUGGGAAGCUGAUGAGGACGAGUAUGAAGUCCCUAAAUUACCAGAAACCCUAACACUGGUACAAAUCAAGAAUCCUAAGGAGAAGAAGACAAGGAAGUCGAAGGCUAAAGCUAUACUAUUUGCUGUUGUGUCACCAGAAAUCUUUGUUAGGAUCAUGACUAUGAAAUCUGCAUUCAAGGUCUGUAAUUUCCUCAAAAGUGAAUAUGAAGGAGAUGAAAGAAUUAGAGGGAUGCAAGUUCUCAAUCUGAUAAGGGAAUUUGAAUUGGUGAAGAUGAAGGAUUCUGAGACUAUCAAAGAGUAUUCUAACAGAUUACUCAGCAUUGCCAACAAAGUAAGAUUACUUGGCACUAAAUUUCCUAAUUCUAGAUUAGUUCAGAAGGUUCUUGUAAUUAUUCAUGAAAGAUUUGAAGCCAUUAUAUCCUUUUAA
Dioscorea cayenensis subsp. rotundata (Guinea yam) is the source of this 456-nucleotide messenger RNA. RefSeq lists its product as uncharacterized. The coding region runs from base 1 to 456 and encodes 151 amino acids. The transcript has a single exon. NCBI's taxonomy places the organism in Eukaryota, Viridiplantae, Streptophyta, Magnoliopsida, Dioscoreales, Dioscoreaceae. The record is from RefSeq and is a predicted model, not a curated record.